Molecule: messenger RNA, 840 nt
Organism: Hydatigera taeniaeformis
Lineage: Eukaryota; Metazoa; Platyhelminthes; Cestoda; Cyclophyllidea; Taeniidae
Source: the annotation of a GenBank genome assembly
GCCUGUAUUGAGGUGAUCCGCGCUGACCCAGCCACAUAUGAACAGCUGCCAUCUAGCCAGAAAGACGUUUUGUCCUACUCCGAAUGGCGAACCAACUUUUUUGAUGAGCACACCUACUGUCCCCGCCCUGACACUCCUGUUUUCGAGGGUUGCUCUCUCCCCACCACUGCUCCAGCCACUACCGUUACUUACCCUCCGCCAUCACAGGUACUGGAGGCUAGCCCCAUUGUUCGCAGCCACCUCCUCCGACUUGUUGAUCCUGAUGGCGGUGGCAAUUUGGGUGAAGCUGACUUUUGGUCGCGCUACUAUUACCGUGUUUGGUGUUUUGAUGUUCUCGACCUGAAGCGAACUCGUCUGGCGCAAAUCAACGCAGCUUCUGUUGCAGCGGUGACAUCGGAGGAGGUAGAUGAAGUUGAGGCAUGGCCUGAUUUAGAGGUUGAAGAAGAGAUUGAGGAAACGGGGGACGUGGCGAUUGUGACAUCAGAAACGGAGAAGUCACCCGAAAGAAUCGAACUGUCCGACACUAUGGCGAAUCCUUUAGUUGAAGCUCAGUUACCGAAGAAUUCUAGUACGGAGUUCUCUAGUCCCGCUAGCAGUGUUGUUAUGGUGACGAAGGAGGAAGUAUUGGAAGAGGGUGAUGACGAUGAGGAGGAAGAGACGACGCAAAAGUCGCCUCCAGUGUCUUCAGGAGGUGAUGAAUACAUAGAACAGGAGGAGGAAAAUGGGAUUCAACUCUCGGUUGAAUACCUUCAAGAGGAGGCGGCAAAACUGCGGGUAGAAUUGGGAAGUGAGGUGGAUGACACAUCAGAGACGGGUAGUGACUGGGAGAAGUGGGCUUAG